AUGUACAGGAGGAUAAUCAGACAAUCUUAUAAUGAACAAACUCUAUCAGAACUAAUAUCAUGUCUUCAUGACGAACCAGAAUUGACCGAAUUAACUCAUCCUAAAAAUGGUUCUUAUCUCCAUUUAAUUAUUGAACGUUGUGAUUCAACAGACGAUGUAUCAUAUCGUAUGAUAUAUGCGGUGAGUAAUGCUGGAGUAAAUCCGAAUGUAACAAAUGUUCGUGGGAAUACACCUCUUCACGAGGCAUUGAUUCGUGGCUAUUUGGAUGUUGGAGGAGAUGUAAUACAGGCUUUAUUUCGUAUUGGUGUCGAUCCACGUAUAAAAAACAAAGAACAAAAGACAGCAGACUGGUAUUUGGAAGAUAAUACACAGUUAGUGUCUCUUUAUGAAGCAUACGGUCAAGGAAUAUGGGCAGCUAUCGAAGAAAAUAAUUUCAAACUAGCAGAAAAACUUAUCAAAGGUUUUAUAAAAGUUGAUUGUAAACAUGUUUCAAGUUCAAACACAUUGUUAGAAAAAGCUCAAGAAUUAAAAAAUCUUCAAUUAAUUAAUCUGUUAUCUGAAUAUCAAGUAACAAAUGAAUUUGUUCAUUCAAUAUUGGCUAAUGAUUUUGAUCGUAUGUUACUAAUUCAUAAAUAUCAAUUUCAAUUUAUUAAAGUAAAUGCAUAUGAUUCUCUCUUAACUCGAACAUGGUAUACGACAUCCAACAGAACCAUACCACGUUCACUACUCGAAGUCGCUUUGCAAACACAAUCACCGAUACCUGUCACACCAUUACUCGAAUUAAAGGCUGAUGUCAAUGUAUUAGGAAGUGAUGGUUAUCCACUAUUUUUUCAUGCAUUUGCCAAAUCAAUGACAACAAUUCGAACAAACAUAUUAGAACAUGCAAGAAUUAAUACAAAAAGUUUUAAAGGAGAAACAAUAUUAUUUUAUCUAAUACAUCUGGCUUGUAAGGAUAAGUAUUCUAUUCAAAAUGAUUCUUACUUUCGUGAUAUUAUUUGUCAGCAUCCACUGCUGUUAGCUGAUCGAAAUGAAAGUGGGCGAACUAUUAUUGAUGAAAUUGAAUUGACCCCCGCUCCAUGGUAUGAUAAAUUGAAAGUAUUUCGUCGUACAAUUGAUGAUUGUUUGUUUGAUUUGAUGAAAGAAAAAUUGGUUAUUGAAAAAUUGCUGCUUGCCGGUUUUGGAUGUCACUUACUGUUGGUUCGAAGCAGCGCAACGAAUAGUGAAACAUUAUUACAACGAGCAGAAUAUUUGGGUUUGAAGAAUGUUGUUGAAUGUCUAAACACAUUACCAAAAUAUGGUUUAUCAGCAAUGAUAACUGAUUUACGACAAGCAGUUCGAAUGGAUGAUCUGACGAGAAUACAAGAUCUAUUCUCUGUCAAAGAUAAUAUACAUUAUUCUAAAGAUUGGAAUGGUAGAACAAUUGCUCAUUUAGCAAUUCUUUAUAAAAGGCCUACGAUACUUCAGUAUAUUGGCGAUAAUCGUAGUGUUACAUUCAGUUUAAAAGAUAAUUUGCAUCGUACUCCACUUCAUUAUGCUUAUAUAAUGAAUGACAAAGUAUCAAUCAAUAUUUUACAACGGGCUGGGACAAAAAAAUUUCGUGAUUGUAAAUAUUUAUAUCCUGAAGAUUAUUUAGCCAAAGAUGUAUGUAGUGAUGAGUUUCAUUCAUCUGGUUUUGUUAACGGUGAUGAAUUAGAACGUCGGUAUGGUAUAGGUGAUUAUGUUAAAGUUGCAUAUUAUGAAACAAUAAAAACAGCGAUCGAAACAAAUAACGUUGAGCAACUGAAAAUGAUGAAUUCAGAAUUGGAACAAUUCGGCUUCACUAUCAACGAUUUUAAUCCGAUGUCAUAUAUAAAAGAUUGGAUUCGCGGACAGCGAUAUGUUCCACCGUUAUUUAUUGGUCUUGAGGCACGAUCAUUAGCAUCACUGUAUUGCCUAUUAGAAAUGGGCACUGUACCAACUGGAAAUAUGUAUGUACUUGAUAAUGACUACGGCGCAGGUGUCAGUAGCGGCGUUUCUUCAUCGUCUCAUCAAUCUCGCUGUAUAUCAUUGCGUGGCCGAGCAGAAGAAUUAGAAUGUUUUGAUAUCGUCGGGAUGUUUAACGAUUUAGAAGAUGAUAGUGAACUCAAAGCGGUUUUGAAACGUCAAUUACCGCCGUCAUCAAGAGCAAGUACGAAUUCCGAUUAUGAUGUAGACGAACAAAAAAAAAAUCCAUCAACAACGUUAACAUUACAAUAUUUAAAUACUUAUAAAUUACCAAAGCGAAAACGAACACCAGGACAAGGACAGAUUUCACAACGACAGACGCAAACAGCACAAAAUGAACAUCAAAAAUCACAAGCUUGUAUUAUACUAUGA
This is a messenger RNA of Didymodactylos carnosus, 2355 nucleotides long. Lineage: Eukaryota; Metazoa; Rotifera; Eurotatoria; Philodinida; Philodinidae. The record is from the annotation of a GenBank genome assembly.